Arachis stenosperma is the source of this 2330-nucleotide messenger RNA. RefSeq names its product COP1-interactive protein 1-like. NCBI's taxonomy places the organism in Eukaryota, Viridiplantae, Streptophyta, Magnoliopsida, Fabales, Fabaceae. Gene Ontology annotation, molecular function: actin binding. Bases 108 to 2330 code for a protein of 740 amino acids. The record is from RefSeq and is a predicted model, not a curated record. The transcript is spliced from 2 exons.
AGGGUUCCAUCAUGUAUGCAUACAACAAUGGAGAUUUCCAUGAUUGACACAUCCUUCUAAGUGCAAUAUUUGUGGAAUGGUCCCAACCCAAGUGAAAAACAAAAAAAAUGCAUAGUCGUAGCCUUAGCCGCUCAUCAAGGGAAUCAUUCAGGUUCUUUGGGAGCCCUGACAAAGAUGAAGACCUUAGAAAGACCAAAACAGAGAUUGAGAACAAUAUCACAAAACUGCUUAAGCUUGUCAAGAACGAUGAUCAAAGCAAAAAGAAUAGGAAUCCACGGCUUGUUAGAAAAGAGGCAGAACUUGUGGGGCUAAUUGAGGACUUAAACAGCCAGUAUCAAUCACUCUUUCAAUUGUGUGAUUAUUUGAACAGAGAGUUUAUGAGAGCGAUUUCUCGCAGAAGAAGCCGAAGGGGUACCGGCUCUAACACAGACUCAGAGUCAGAGUACUUCUCCUCAGAGGAACUAGAAAACUAUACCAAGUUUUCAUUCGAUGAUGUUCUCAAGAAUGAUGAUGCAAAAGAAUAUGAGGAGCAGUUGAAUUCACAGAUGAAAGAGAUGGAGAGCCUGAGCCAGCAGAAGACGAAUCUAGAAAAUCAAAUUGAAAGCCAAUCGCUCCAAUUCGAAGAGCUAAGCGCAAAUAAUACCAGGCUGCAUGAUCGGGUCUUGGAUCUGGAAUCGUUGUUGAAAGAGGAAAAAGGUGUGGUGUCUGUUUUGGAGGAAAAACUGAAAAUCAAUGAGAAUGAAGCCAAGUCCAACAUUGAAGCAUUGAUGACACAGGUCAACAAGCUCAAUCUGGAGUUAAAGACACUGCGUACACAGAAAGAUCAAACGGAAGAGGAAAUAGAAGGUAUCAAAGAUAAAGCAUUAGCUCAAAUGAAGGACUUGAUGGACAAACUCAAUUCCAUGCAGGAAGAGUUGGACUCUGUAAACACACAGAACAAAGAAUUAGAUGCUCAGGUCAGAAAUGACAGGGAGCUGAUACUCCGAUACCUGAUUCAGAUUGAAAACCUAAGCCAAGAUUUGGCGGAGACAAGUUUGGAUAAGCAGAGUUUAAUGGACGACAAAGAGCAAUUCCUGGCAAGAAUAAAGGACUUGGAAUUUGAAUUGGAAGCAGAAAGCAUGCAGAAGAAUGCACUGGAAGCUCAGUUAAGAGACAGGAAUUAUGAUAUGAAGCUUGUGGAGGAAGAAAACAGGACUCUGCAGGACAGAAACAGUGAACUGAAGAAAGCAAUGCACCAAAGUGGCGAAGAGAUAACCGCACUUAUGAGGGUACCGGAGACCCAGAAGGAUGCGGCUUCUAUGGAGGCCAUGGCCCUAAAGGCAGAAAUGAAUAUUAUGAGAUUAGAGAUGGACAAUCUGUAUGCACAGAGAAGCAAGUUGGAGCAGCAAAUUGAGCGAAACCGGAAGGAAUAUGAAGAAAAUUUGGGAAACUUGAGCAGCAAGUUAUCGAGCCAAAUAGUAGAACGCGAGAAAACCAUAGAGGAACAAGCAGCAACCAUUCAGAGAAUAAACGAGGAGCAUAAACAGACCAAAGUUGCAUUGAAUAAGAACAAGCUGUCCCGCCAAACGGCCGAAAGGAAAAUGAUUGAGCUGGCAACGGAGUUCCGGAGGAAAAUGGAAGACAACAUCCGGCUUCUGCACCAGAGGAUCCACGUGGCGGAACAGAUGAACAACGAGAACAAAAACAAUUUCAAGAUCGUCAAUCAGAGGUACCACGAAGAGAACAAGACGCUCCAAGAGAAAAUCGCAAUUUACGAAGAAGAGCUGAAGGUGCCAAAGUUUGAUAUUGCGCCCUUGGGUGGGGAACAACACGCUUUGGUUUUUGAAGCUCUAAAUGAAUUAGAAAUGGUCACUAUGAACCGUUUGGACUCAAUAGUUGGGGACGUUGAGGAACAGAAGAAACACGUCGUGAGCCGCGUGUUUAAAAUGAUUGGAGAGGUUCAGUACGGUAAAGAAUGGAUUAAGAAAAGAAACCGUGAAUGGGAAGAAACGAAGAACAAUGCGGAGUGUCUGAGGGCACUGCUGGACAGCAAGGAGGAGCAGGAGUUCUUGCUGAGGGAGAAGGUGUGGAAGUUGGAGGCCAAGGUGAGUAAAGAAGCUGGGGAGAAACUCAACUUGAUGAAUGCGGUGAGCCAGUUAGAGAAGAAAGUGGCAAGGUUGGAGAACGCUUUGAAGGAGAAGGAGGAAGAUUUGGUUAGCCUUGGUGAGAAGAAGAGGGAAGCAAUAAAGCAACUUUGUUUUGUUGUUGAGUUUCAUAGAGAACGUUGUAGGGAUCUCAAAGAUUUGGUCAUCAAGAUGGGGGCCAACAACAACACUAACACCAAGAAAUAA